Chelonia mydas (Green sea turtle) is the source of this 6137-nucleotide messenger RNA. It is a transcript of the gene ADAT1, whose product is annotated as adenosine deaminase tRNA specific 1. The transcript has 10 exons. The coding region runs from base 236 to 1846 and encodes 536 amino acids. The record is from RefSeq and is a predicted model, not a curated record. NCBI's taxonomy places the organism in Eukaryota, Metazoa, Chordata, Testudines, Cheloniidae. Gene Ontology annotation, molecular function: RNA binding; adenosine deaminase activity. Gene Ontology annotation, biological process: RNA processing.
GGGCGUGGCUGCGGAAUUACCCCCGAAAGGUCGCGGGCGAAGCUUGCCCUGGGAUCUGCUUCCGGAGCAGCCGGAAGACGCGGGAGUCGCGACCCCAGUCCCGGGUAAGGCUAGGAGCCGCGCAGGCCUGGGCGAGUGGCACGGCGCGGCGCCGGGACUCCUGGGCUCCCUGUCCGGCCCCGCCGCCGGCGGUCUCCUGGCGCGGAGGAGGGAAGCUGAUGUGGCAGCUGUAGCCAUGUGGUCAGCUGAUGAGGUUGCUGGUCUGUGCUACGCACAUUAUAGCACCAAGCUUCCUAAGCAGGGGAAGCCGGAUCCUAACCGGGAGUGGACUUUACUGGCAGCUGUGGUUAAAGUGGAGUCUGCACCUGAAAGAGAGGCUUGCCUUAAUGUUGGGAAUCUGCAGGUAACUAAGGAAGUUGUUGCUAUGGGGACUGGAACUAAAUGCAUUGGCCGUGCAAGAAUGAGGAAAACUGGGGAUAUUCUCAACGACAGUCAUGCUGAAGUAGUUGCCAAGAGGAGUUUCCAGAGGUAUCUCCUCCACCAGCUGUGGCUGGCAGCCUCACACCAACAGGGCAGCAUCUUCAGCCCAGGGACUGAGAGUGGGAAAUGGAAACUCAAACCCCAUAUCACCUUUAUUUUUUUCUGCAGCCAUACCCCCUGUAAGUACAUAAGAGCCAAUCCCUCGCCCUCUCAUCCCUGCCUGAUGCAUCUGAGCCAGCUACCCCAACCAUGGCUGAGACAGGGUGGGGAUGCCUCCAUUAUUCCAAUGACCAAACCAGAGGACCAGCCUUGUGAGCUGGUUAGUAGAAAAGAUCCAAGAAGGCAUUCAGCCGAGUGCAGUGGCAACCAUGAUCCUGUGGGUCCAGAAAAUAAAAGGAAAACAGAGGAAACUGCAAGUGAUCAUGUGAUCAAGAGAAUGAAAACUGUCAUCAGUGAUUCUACAUGUGAGGUCACUGAAAGAAUAGCUGCUCAGUAUGUUCCUGGCAAUCAACAAAACGUACAAGACACAGAUCCCAGCUGCUCUGAAUUUAUUACAGAUGGACAAAGACAGAUCUUAACGUGUGCUAAGGAGACUGGACUAAUAGGAGCCAAAGUGAUGGAUGUUUAUAGAACUGGAGCAAAGUGUGUGCUGGGAGAGAGGGAUGAUGCUCGGAGACCUGGGGUAGAAUAUCAUCAUGUUGGGUUACUACGAGUGAAGCCAGGCCGUGGAGACAGGACCUGCUCCAUGUCCUGCAGUGAUAAACUAGCUCGCUGGAAUGUACUGGGCUGUCAAGGAGCCCUCUUGAUGCAUUUCCUACAGCACCCGGUGUAUCUCUCAGCAGUUGUAGUGGGGAAAUGCCCAUAUAGCCAAGAAGUCAUGCGGAGAGCAGUUAUUGAAAGGUGUCAGCACAUCUCAUUUUUACCAGAUGGUUUCCAUGUUCAGGAGGUGAAAAUGUUGCAGUCAAAUCUUCAGUUUAAACAUAGCCGCCAUGCAAUUCAGGCAGCUCACGCUAAUGGCAAAGCAAAGCUUGUUCCUUGUGGAGCAGCUAUCAGCUGGAGUGCUGUCCCUGAGCAACCUCUAGAUGUCACCUCAAAUGGCUUCAAGCAGGGAACAACAAAGAAAGGAAUCGGAAGUCGCCAGACCAGGUCCCGGAUCUGUAAGGUGGAACUUUUCCAUGUAUUCCAAAGGCUGAUGGCUAGUAUUUCACAGGAGAAUCUGCCAGAAUCUCUCAGGGAGAAGAAGUUGGAGACCUACUGGGAGUACAAGGAAGCUGCAGCAAACUAUCAAGAAGCUUGGAAAGCGUUGCAUAGCCAGGCCCUAGGAACCUGGGUCAAGAAUACGAAGGAUUACCUGCAGUUUACAUAAAAUGGCAGCUGUGUGAGCCCAGCAUUGAUGGAGCCUUCAGACACAGAGUGGGAGAUGUUGCUUUAGAGUGUGGGCCAAAUUCUGGCUGUCAGUUGAAGGCAGCACUUUGUCUCUAAGGCCCAGCUGUUUAAAGGGAUUUGAGUCAUUGCAAUGCCUGACUGAUUUAGGAGACUAAAUCCCAUUUUCCAAGGGAGCGUGGGAUUUAGGCUGAGCACAGCAACACCUCAAUACCUUUAAAAAUCUGAGCCUGAGCUCUGAGGGAGGGGGAUAGAAAAGGGAACUUGUUAUGGCUGCUUGCGUAUGUCAUUCUUUACGAAAUAUAAAUUAGAUCCCAGUGGGCUUGGGUGGUCACUUCUGAGCUGCAUGUACCAUGGCAUAUGUCAAGGCUGAAUCCUCACUCUGGCACUUUGAAUGCAGAAGGUGGGGGCCCGCAAAGAUUUUAAAAAUUAAUACUUGCCACUCCAGGCUUGUAUUAAGCUCCCAAGGUUACAGCUUUUCUCUGACCUUGGCUUGGUAAACGCCACCACCGAAAUGCAAAAACCCACUUGAACCUAGGAAGGAGCACUUGGGAAUUCCUCCCUGUGGGGUACCCUCAAGCUCUUUCACCCCCCUUCAGGGAAGAGCUGAGAAAGAAAACAAAGGAAAUUAGCUGUUGCCACCAGGCAAUUAAACAACAUAUGCACAAACCUCUUAGGACACCAAAAAUCCAAUUUUGUUCUUAAGAAAGGUAAAUUUUAUUAAAAACAAAAAGAAAGAAAAUACAUCUGGAACUUAGGCUUUUGCUAGAUUUUAAAGGAGUAAUUCCAAAAAUGAAGCACCCAAAAUAGCUUUCUUGGGGGUUCAUCUUAAAGGUUACAAGCAAACAAAAGCAUCUGGGGUUAGCACAGAGGAGAUCUACAAGCCUUACAGAAAUAAAGGAAAUAACCCUAAUUGUGUCUUUCUAGACAUUUUCUGAUCUACUUGCAUAUUUGGGGGAAUACCAAGUAAUUCUAGGUAUGAUCUGAUGAUUUCUCAUACCUGGCUUAAAGCUGCUUCUAACAAUGCAGCUACGUGUCUCCUCUCUCCAGAGAACAACCACAGACAACAAGGGGGAGUUUUGUUUCAAUUUUUUAAAGUUCUAGCCAUCCCAUUGGCUCUUUUGGUCAGGUGCCCACUCCUUUCUUUUUACCUGUGGACUUUUUAACCCUUUACAGGUAAAGCAAGUAGAGAACAGCUACUCAGAGGGAUUUUAUAGCUAGCUGGCUGGCCGAGUGUCCAUAAAAGAGAGCUAGUCCCCCCCCUUCAUUUAUCACAGCGUAUGAGUAGGGGAACUUCUGAUCCAUCUACUACAAACUCUGAUGUAUUUGACAAGGGAGAUGAAAGUAGGAAGGGGAGACAUGCCAGCCUUUCCUUCUGCUGCAGAAGAGAUACAGCACCCAAACCUGUUGGUUUGGCACUAUAUGUUCUCUCAUACCUCCAAGCCAAGACCAAUCCCAGAGGACCGAGGUAUCUAAUCACCCCACUGAUGAGAGAUAAUGUGACAAGAGUUGGGUAAAAAAUGGGGCUUUUAAUCAGUCAUUUUAUUUUUUAUAUCCAGAUCGUUCCAUAAAUGCCUCCACAUUUUACAGUGGGAAGGUUUUUAAAAAAAAUCUGAAUCAGAGAGCAGAAAGGAUGCUGUAUUUCAAUUAAAAACAAUUUUCAGUGAGAUAAGAAAGUAUGAAGUCUAAGCCAACAGACACAUGACAGAAAUACUAACACUGAGACACCCAAGCUUUUUAUUAACCAUUUCUCCUUGGGAAAACAGAUCUUGGUUGUACCAUUAAGGCCCUCAGUGUUACCAUUUGGCUUGUGCCAUGUGUUAACUGAGCCUGGUAGAAGCUGGAGGGGCUUGUGGUAGCAAUAUACAGUCCCUGACAGGCUUUGCUUUAAUAUAUGGGUCUAAGCAAAAUAUUACUAGAUAUCAGCAUGGCAGAACAGUCUAAGACUAGUGGAAAAUGUCCUAGUUAAACUAGAAGCAUGUGGUCCACCCAGAUUCUUCCAUCUGGGGAGUUGACUGUUCACGUGGUCAUAUUUUAUUUCUUUAGCCCGAUGCUGAGAUUAUAUAAUCACCCAAGAGCCACUGUUCAUUCAGACUUCUGUCCUGCUAUAGCCUAAAUUUUACAAAACCAUUGAGCAUGGUGAUGGCAGCUGUAUCCUGCUCUAAUGCAUAGGAGGGAGAAAAGGAGCUAAACCUAUUGCCUUCCUUGCCAAUCCUUUUGGUUUACACAGUGGCUAAAUUAUGGUUUCCUGUAGGAAGUGAUAAAGCUGUAGGAGGAGAAAACCUGAGUCUGAUCUGUCUAGUCCCAUACUUUUCAUAGCCAGCAUCAACAUCCCAGGCCCUCUUGAAAGAACUGAGCCAGUGUAGGGGUAAAGGAGUUGAUAUCUAGAACUUGUGUAAGGAACCAGCAGGUCAAGCCAGAUCCCAAUGUAUUUUGGAGUUGGGGUGAAAUGCAGGAAUGUGAAGCAUCUAGGAAGAAGGUAUGGUCACUUAAGAUGGAGAAGCAGCAGGUCUUAGCAGUUAGUGUACUAUAAUACACUAAUAUAAAAACGAACCAGUAUAUUUUCAAACUCAUUACCUCCGCCCUUUCCUAAAGUCUUGUGAGAUACCAUGUAGCCAGCGUAAACCAGAUCUUCUGAAUGUGCUUGUUUUCCCCCUUUGUUAUUCAUAAACAAGGUCUCCAGUGAACCUGCAAACCAGACUGGAAUGUUUCCAUUUCCUCUCUAGCUGUAAUGUUAGAACAAGUUGUAUAAGGCUAGUUAUCCUGCAGCGGUCUAGCUUUUAGAUCAGCGAUUGGGAGAUGUAGGGUUUUUUUUAACUCUUUCCUAAGCUUUCAGCCUUGCUGUUCACAGGGUGAUUGGCUCUGGGAUGUUUCCCUGUGCUUUUAUACAGUGUGCCUGUUUUUACUAAGGCAUGGCAGGGGGAACCAGCAGCUUUGGGGCUUCUGCCCGGUGUCAUUAAUCUCAAUUUUGGGAUGGGGACAAUGAGAGAGUCAGACAUGCUGCAGCCUAGAUGAGUUGUUGGUGAACCCACACCAGAGGGCAAGAAUUAAAACAACAAACAAAACAGCACUUGAAAGACUCCUUGGCUGAGCUUGUGAGGCCUUACACACAAUUUAAUGUUGGCAGUGCUGUUGCAGGAAUGUUGGUCCCAGGAUAUUAGAGAUACAAGGUGGGGUGAGGGAAUAUCUUACUAGACCAACUGCUGUUGGUAAAAGAGAUGGACUUUGGAAGCUUGUUUCUUUCACCAACAGAAGUUGGUCUAAUAAAAGAUAUUCCCUCAUAUCCCUUGUCACUCAAUGUAAUGACAUUUCUCUCUUUCAUGAGAAAAAAGGGUUGAACAUCACAUCUGAUCAACUCCAAAAUUUCAGGUACUUGUUGAGGCUGGGGGAUAGAUCCCUACUGAGUUUUGGUGAAAAGGAUGAGGGGGGACAGAGUCUGGUGGCAUCUGGUUAGCAGAGCUAUCAACUUAACCCUUCUCUGUAAUUGGCUACAGAUCACAGAACCAGUUAAGACAAACAUUAACACAUUUCCCCAUAACAGCUGUCAAACUAUUGGCAGGUUGAUAGUACUAAAUUUUUGACAUCUUGAAACAGAAAGGAAAGAAUGGAGAAUAAGGCGGGGAGGAAUGGGGUGUGUGCACACAGAGCCCCUGGCAUGUUGGGGAAUUGGGGAGUGCAUACAACCUCUGGUGGGGGUAUAGGGAGCCCAGGGAAGGGGGGGCAUGCAGUGCAAGUGACAGAAGGGACAACCAAUCUCUGGUGGGAGGGGAGAAUGGGGGAAGUAGGAAUAGAGGCACACACAGUUCCUGGCAUGGGAGACCCUGGCAAAGGGGGAACAGGGUGGAGAGAGAGGGGAUGGGGGUUGCAGUAAGUCCCUGAAAAAGUUCUUGUUUUACACCUUUCCUGCAUUGUCCAGUGCAUAAACUGAGCUGCCACUGCCAAUAGUGAAGGGUUAACAAAAAGAGGGAAGGAGGGGGGAGGAGGAGUCAUGUGGUCGCCAAACAUCCUGGCUCAGUCACUCUUUCCUAUUCUAUAAGUGAGAAUGGUUCUACCAAAAGCAGGGAUGUGCAGUAAGAAAAAUCGCUUGCUCUGUUAUGCUGCCAACCUACAUGUAUUCACUUCUUGAUACAAUAUAAAGGGACCUUUAUGGAGCCCUUUCUCAUUCCUUUGAUGCAGUUCUUUCCUCAUGAUUCCGGGCUGCUGAAUCUAGACUGGCUAGUAAUCUCUGAGCUAAUGUUAGAAGAAAUAAAGUCAUCACUUGUUUUUCAGAUAUU